AGACUGUAGAAAGAUUUUCACUGCACAAAGUUAUAUCUGCUUGGUUGUAGUUGUGAGUUUGGGAGUGUGAGAGGAUGGAGAUGACUAAGGUAUUCUGUUUAUUUGUGAUAGUUGUUGCUUUGUUCGUGCAGUCUAAUGCAGCGGAUUCUUAUGGUAAUCCAACUACUCCUUCACCACCACCUUCUAGAGUAGCUGGAACGACCAGAUCUCCUCAAACAACCCAAUGCCUUACUCGUGGGUACAAGUGUUAUAACGUAACUCUUACGUGCCCCAAGCAGUGUCCUGAGCGUAAGCCAGCAGAUCCAACGGCUAAGGCCUGUUAUACUGAUUGUGGCCCCAAAUGCGAAGCCACCUGCAGAAAGCGGAAGCCUAACUGUAAUGGAUUUGGAGCACUCUGCUAUGAUCCCCGCUUUGUAGGAGGCGAUGGUGUGAUGUUCUACUUCCACGGCAAGAGCAACGAAGAUUUCGCCCUGGUUUCUGACAACGAUCUCCAUAUCAAUGCCCACUUUAUUGGCACAAGGCCACAAGGAAGAAGCAGGGAUUACACUUGGGUUCAAUCUCUAGCCAUCAUGUAUGGCACCCACACUCUCACAUUGGGUGCAAACAAAGUAGCUAAAUGGAAUAACAAUGUCGACCAUUUGUUCUUCACAUUCGACAACCAGGCCUUCACCAUUCCAGAAGGACACCUGUCGGUAUGGAAUGCUCCUUCCACACUUGGACUAACUGUGGAACGCACAUCUCAGUAUAACAGUAUUAAUGUUAUCAUCCCUCAAAUGCUAGAUCUAUCUAUCAGUGUGGUGCCCAUUACUAAGGAGGAUGACCGGAUCCACAAUUACCAAAUUCCUUCAGAUGAUUGCUUUGCUCAUCUUGAAAUCCAGUUCAGGUUUCUCAAUCUUUCUUCUAAUGUGGAGGGUGUUUUGGGACAGACAUACAAACCCGAUUUUAAGAGCCCUGUGAAGGUGGGAGUGCCAAUGCCUAUCAUGGGUGGUGAAGACAAGUAUAAAACUUCAUCUCUUACUUCAGCAGACUGCAGGCUCUGUAUUUUCAAGAAGAACUCGGUUUCCCAAUUGGAAAGCUUUCUGGUAAAGUCGGCUGGUAGUUUGGAUUGUGCUAGCAAGCUGGGUAAUGGAUCUGGUAUUGUGUGCCGUAGGUAAGUGGAAAUAGGGCAUGGCUGAGAGGAUCUACAUCAGCUUUCUAUGCUAAUAAAAUAUAUACUUAUAUAGCCAUAUGCUUACAGAUUUAGUGGGUUCUUUCUAAGUUUGCAUGGAGAAAUGCAUGUUUUCCAUGCUUCUAUCUCCUGGUUUUAUUGUAAUAACGAGAUUUGUGUCGACUGGAAAGUAUAUUUAGGGAAACUUAUCUUAUUUUGGCUUUGUACGAGGAGGUGAUGGACCAUUACUAUAUGAAUUUCUUUUUAAGGGAAAA
Cryptomeria japonica (Japanese cedar) is the source of this 1422-nucleotide messenger RNA. RefSeq lists its product as uncharacterized. Lineage: Eukaryota; Viridiplantae; Streptophyta; Pinopsida; Cupressales; Cupressaceae. Bases 75 to 1154 code for a protein of 359 amino acids. The transcript has 2 exons. The record is from RefSeq and is a predicted model, not a curated record.